AUGAUUGAAUAUGUUGUGAUAUUUGUCGCGUUGGCCAUCAUCUAUUGGGUUUGGCAAGUCAUUAGCAAAAGCGGGUUUUUGAGCAAAAUUGAGGUAUGUUUAUUUUUGAAUUACAUUAUUCGGGGGACCAAAGUUGUCCUAACUUGUGAGAAAAGUUUAAUAUCUGCCCUUUUUGGAUGAUCAAGGAGAUUUACUGUAAAGCUUAUCAAUCAAAUCAUGAAAUCAUAUGAUACUUUUAUUUUCAUAAGACAAUAAUGAUUGAUCUUUUCUUGUUUUUUGUAUUUUCGGAAAAUGCGGAUUUGCCCACUCAGAAAAUCUUGCAAUUCUGUGCACUUGAAAAAUAUGCCGAAAAUAAAUAAAUACAUAGUUUCUGCAAAAAAAAACAAGGCAAGGAUGGAAAUCCAUGUGGCAAAAAUGUUCUUGUUUUCAAAUUUUGAAAAGUAAACUUUUGGCACCAAAAAUACACGUGGUAGAAAAUUUAUCUUGAACUUUUCUCGUUUUCAAAUUUCAAACCGUAAACUUCUUUGGUCCAAAAUGUGUUUUUUUUUUCAGCCCGAAGUAACUGAAUCUCCAUCAAAUCUGAGCAAACCACUCACAGUUUAUUACAAAUACAACAUUGGCGCAUAUUCGGGAUCUGUAAAUGUCAUAAAUGAAGCUCGCGCACUUCUUCCAAAAUCCGAAAAUGUGACCACUUUUGGAAUCUAUUACGAUAAUCCAGAUGUUGUUGCACCACAUCUUCUUCAAUCUGCAAUCGGUGUUGUUUUUGGUGCCGAUGGCAAAGAUUUGUAUAACGAAGAAGUUGCCGAAACUUUGGUUGAAAAUGGAUUUGAGAAAAUGGUUUUGCCAAAAGUUUCGAGAGCUGUCCAAGCAAUUCAACCAAGUUCGGGAGGUAUUCUUUCGAUUUUGGCGUUGGUUAACAGAUCCUAUGGAAUUGUUAAGGAAUAUAUUUCGGUAAGAAAUUUUGAAUUGAACUCGCCCACUUGAAGGAAGAUAUUGUUUGCAGGCUAACCGUCUCGAAGUCAAAUAUGCCGUUGAAUUCUAUUCAUCUUCAGAAAUCUCCAUCGAAUUCCCAUUAGAUAAUGUUGAUGAUUUCUUGGUCCCAGAUGUGAGUUUGAUAUUUUUAAGAAAUCAAGAAAAAAAAUUCAAAUAAUUUUCUAGUAUUUGCCAACCGAUGAACUUGAAUCAAAACUUGCCCGCAAGAAGUUUGACUCUGAUGAAGAAGAUAGUGAAAGUGAGCCAGAAGGAGAAGAAGAAGAGGAUGAUGGAGCUGCUUCUGAAUAA
Caenorhabditis angaria is the source of this 1281-nucleotide messenger RNA. The record is from the annotation of a GenBank genome assembly. Lineage: Eukaryota; Metazoa; Nematoda; Chromadorea; Rhabditida; Rhabditidae.